Marmota monax (woodchuck) is the source of this 2371-nucleotide messenger RNA. It is a transcript of the gene Nelfb, whose product is annotated as negative elongation factor complex member B. Gene Ontology annotation, biological process: negative regulation of transcription elongation by RNA polymerase II. The record is from RefSeq and is a predicted model, not a curated record. The coding region runs from base 68 to 1810 and encodes 580 amino acids. Gene Ontology annotation, cellular component: nucleus; NELF complex. NCBI's taxonomy places the organism in Eukaryota, Metazoa, Chordata, Mammalia, Rodentia, Sciuridae. The transcript is spliced from 13 exons.
CGCGGCGGCGCCGGGGGAGCGGUGCGGGGAUGGGGCCCCGAGCCGGGCGACGGCGGGGGCCUCGGCCAUGUUCGCGGGGCUGCAGGACCUGGGCGUGGCCAACGGCGAGGACCUAAAGGAGACCCUGACCAACUGCACCGAGCCGCUCAAGGCCAUCGAGCAGUUCCAGACCGAGAAUGGCGUGCUGCUGCCCUCCCUGCAGUCGGCCCUUCCUUUCUUGGACCUGCACGGGACGCCGCGGCUGGAGUUCCACCAGUCGGUGUUUGAUGAGCUGCGGGACAAGCUGCUGGAGCGAGUGUCAGCCAUCGCUUCGGAGGGGAAGGCCGAGGAAAGGUACAAGAAGCUGGAAGAUCUUCUAGAGAAGAGCUUUUCUCUGGUCAAGAUGCCAUCUCUGCAGCCAGUGGUGAUGUGUGUCAUGAAGCAUCUGCCCAAGGUUCCUGAGAAGAAGCUGAAGCUGGUGAUGGCUGACAAGGAACUGUACCGAGCCUGUGCUGUGGAGGUGAAGCGGCAGAUCUGGCAGGACAACCAGGCACUCUUUGGGGAUGAAGUCUCCCCACUGCUGAAACAGUAUAUCCUGGAGAAGGAGAGUGCACUCUUCAGCACAGAGCUGUCUGUCCUGCACAACUUCUUUAGUCCUUCCCCCAAGACCAGACGCCAGGGCGAGGUGGUGCAGAAGCUGACGCAGAUGGUGGGGAAGAACGUGAAGCUGUACGACAUGGUGCUCCAGUUCCUGCGCACGCUCUUCCUGCGAACCAGGAACGUGCACUACUGCACACUGCGGGCCGAGCUGCUCAUGUCCCUGCAUGAUCUGGAUGUGGGUGAUAUCUGCACAGUGGACCCCUGUCACAAGUUCACCUGGUGUCUGGAUGCCUGUAUCCGAGAGCGGUUUGUAGACAGCAAGAGAGCCCGGGAGCUGCAGGGGUUUCUUGAUGGAGUGAAGAAAGGGCAGGAGCAAGUCCUGGGGGACCUGUCCAUGAUCCUCUGCGACCCCUUUGCCAUCAACACGCUGUCUCUGAGCACCAUCAGGCACCUGCAGGAGCUUGUCAGCCAGGAGACGCUGCCCAGGGACAGCCCUGACCUCCUGCUGCUGCUUAGGCUGCUGGCCCUGGGCCAGGGGGCCUGGGACCUGAUUGACAGCCAGGUCUUCAAGGAGCCCAAGAUGGAGGCGGAGCUCAUCACCAGGUUCUUGCCCAUGCUCAUGUCCUUUGUGGUGGACGACCACACUUUCAACGUGGACCAGAAGCUUCCGGCUGAGGAGAAGGCCCCGGUCGUGUACCCCAGCACGCUUCCCGAGAGCUUCACCAAGUUUCUGCAGGAGCAGCGCAUGGCCUGUGAGGUGGGGCUGUACUACGUCCUGCACAUCACCAAGCAGCGGAACAAGAACGCGCUCCUGCGCCUGCUGCCGGGGCUGGUGGAAACCUUCGGCGACCUGGCCUUCAGCGAUAUCUUCCUCCACCUGCUUACUGGGAGCCUGGCGCUGCUGGCUGACGAGUUUGCCCUGGAGGAUUUCUGCAGCAGCCUCUUCGAUGGCUUCUUCCUCACAGCCUCACCUAGGAAGGAGAAUGUGCAUCGGCAUGUACUGCGGCUUCUCCUCCACCUGCACCCCAGGGUAGCCCCCUCCAAGCUGGAGGCUCUGCAGAAGGCCCUGGAGCCCACGGGCCAGAGUGGAGAGGCUGUGAAGGAGCUCUACUCGCAGUUGGGUGAGAAGCUGGAGCAGCUGGACCAUCGGAAGCCCAGCCCAGCCCAGUCUGCAGAGCCACCCGCCCUGGAGCUGCCUCUCCCCAGCGUGCCUGCUCCAGCUGGACUCUGAGGCUCUGCACCCAAAGGGCUGCUCAGGAGUGGGCCCCUCCUGGGACAGUCAUCGGGAGAGGCUCUCCUGGCCUUGGGAGGGAGCUGCAGGGCCUGUGCAGUAGGGCACCCUUCCUCCCUCUUUGUUGCCUAGAGCUGGUCCUGCGAGGCACCUGCUCUUGCCCUGGGGCCUGACAGUUUCCUGGAGCUUCAUAGUGCCAGCCUUUUGGUGUUGGCAAUUCUCAGCCCGAGCACCUGGCCUGACAUGAGUGUGGUGAGCCUGAGGGGAGGGAGUGCACAUGGUUUUGGCCAAAGCAGGUGUGCUAGGUCCAGAUGUCUGUAGGGUCACUCAGGAUGGCAGCGGGCCAGCGGCCUGAGCCGCUGGUGCACCGGUACCAGGGUGCCCAUCCGACUGACGGAGGCCCUGCAGGCAGUGCCCCUCCCUCCCACGUGUACUGCCUCAGUUUACCCUUGGAGAAGAUUGCUUCUUGCCCAGCUGCACUGACUGACCCUCAUGUGGGGAAAUUGGGUGCACAUUGAGGUUUCCACUUAUGUAAAUAAAAGACAUUUUGGUAAAUCUGCA